GGAGUAAGUGGGAGGGAAGGAGGAGGGAGGCUGAAAAAGAAGGGGGGGGAGGAGGUGUGGGGAGGUUGGGGGCGAUGCCGGGAGGCGCCGCCAAUGUGAACAGCUCAGUCCGGUGAAGGAGAGCAGAGGAGCUCUGAAGCUGUCCGCCCCCCCGGCUUACAUGUCAGGGGCCACACUGCUUGCGAGGUGCUUUCAGGGAGGAGGAGGAUGACCAUGAACGGCAAGCAGCAUUUCUCCAUGCACCCUGCUCUGCACGAGCCCAAGUACACCGGCCUGCAUUCAGGCUCGGAGGGCAUGCGCAGAGUCUGUCUGCCCGCCCCGCAGCUGCAGGGCAAUAUAUUCGGAGGCUUUGAUGAGAGCCUGCUGGCACGGGCAGAAGCUCUGGCGGCUGCUGACAGCAUUGUCUCUCACGGCAAGAGUCACCCGUUCAAACCAGACGUGACUUACCAUACCAUGAGCAGUGUCCCCUGCACCUCAGCCUCCUCUUCUUCCUCCACCACGGUGCCCAUCUCCCACAUCCCCUCCACCAUCGCGUCCCAUCACCACCACCACCACCAUCACCUGGGACAGACCCUGGAGGCCGGGGACCUCCUGGAGCACCUCUCCACCAGCCUGGCCGUGACCGGGAUGGGUGCUCCGGAACCUCCAGGGAUGACUGCAACGGCGCACCACCACCACCAGCACCCCCACCACCACCUGCAGACCAUGGGGCAGCUGCAUCAGGCGAUGGCCAACAUGGCCCACCCUCACUCCCUGUCAGUGCACGGCGGCAUGGCGUGCAUCAACGACGUGGAGUCGGAUCCCAGGGAGCUGGAAGCCUUCGCCGAGCGGUUCAAGCAGAGGAGGAUCAAGCUCGGAGUGACCCAGGCGGACGUCGGGUCUGCGCUGGCCAACCUCAAGAUCCCCGGAGUGGGGUCACUGAGCCAGAGCACCAUCUGCAGGUUCGAGUCCCUCACGUUGUCCCACAACAACAUGAUCGCGCUGAAGCCGGUUCUCCAGGCCUGGCUGGAGGAGGCGGAGGCUGCGUACCGGGAGAAAAGCAACAAGCCGGACCUUUUCAGCGGCAACGAGAGGAAAAGGAAGCGCACGUCCAUCGCGGCGCCGGAGAAGCGCUCUCUGGAGGCGUACUUUGCCAUCCAGCCGCGGCCGUCCUCGGAGAAAAUUGCGGCCAUCGCAGAAAAGCUGGACCUGAAAAAGAACGUGGUUCGAGUGUGGUUCUGCAACCAGCGGCAGAAACAGAAACGGAUGAAAUACUCUGCGGUGCACUGAGUUUCUCACAUCAUGAAUAAAAUAGCCUACUACAUUUUUGAUCGAGUGAUUAAUAAUAACCUAAGUAGCCUAUAACUCACAGGGAUCUGUCAACAGCUCUAAGCAGCGUCUCUCUCUCUCGUCUGGGAUUAAAAGACUUUGGUCUUUGAAGCUUUUCAUUUUCGUGUCACUCACUCGUUGCACUUUGAUGGAUUUUUGUGAUUUUGAUAUGGGGACUUUAUUAUCAAUGACGAUGUUAAAUAUAUAUAAAAAAAACUGUGAGCAGGUGUUGGUGUUGUUGAGCUCGUAUCUUGCACACACUCAGAACGGAUUUUCAGUAAAUUCACCCUGGCAGUUCGUCACAUUCAGGGAUAUUUCACGUUUUGUUAUUUUUAUUUAAAAGAAAGUCAUAAAUUGAGUUUAUUAUUGUUGGGAUAUACUUCUUAAAGAAUGACAGCGGAGUUGUGGCUUUGUGGAAAAAGAUAGAAUUGGAAUUUGUAUUAUUGUUGGUCGUGGUCAGCGUUGACCUUUCACCUCACAUUAUGCAGAAGCACCCAAGUGUAUUUUCACCUGUUUGUUGUUGUUUUAUUUAAAAAAAAAAGGGAUUAAACAACAAUAUCUCACACUUUUACCAACACCACAAUUUUUUGCAAACGAAUCUACUCUUUUACUAAAUCAUGUGAUUGUGUUUCAUGCACAGCAAAAAAAGAAGAAGCUAUUCUUACACACUCAUUUUCUUUAUCUUUAUUUAAAAUAAUGAAUUAAAAUGACACUGAUACACACCAGUGUGGCUUUUGGCUGCUGCUGCUGCUACAUUUUAACAUUUUAAUGUGAAUAGGUUUUUAUUUAUGUAAGCUAUAUGGAUUUAUAUAGCCCAUGUUAUUUACAGUAUCAUCUAAUUUAAGUGUUUAUUUAUUUAUGGUUGCUCCCCUGCACUCUUGUUUUCACUUGCAAAAAAAAGUGUGUGAAGUAUGAACUAACUAACUAAAUAAAUAAUCGG
Solea senegalensis (Senegalese sole) is the source of this 2248-nucleotide messenger RNA. Its product is annotated as POU domain, class 4, transcription factor 3-like. The coding region runs from base 208 to 1269 and encodes 353 amino acids. Gene Ontology annotation, molecular function: RNA polymerase II cis-regulatory region sequence-specific DNA binding; DNA-binding transcription factor activity, RNA polymerase II-specific. The record is from RefSeq and is a predicted model, not a curated record. Gene Ontology annotation, biological process: regulation of transcription by RNA polymerase II. The transcript has 2 exons. Lineage: Eukaryota; Metazoa; Chordata; Actinopteri; Pleuronectiformes; Soleidae.